Messenger RNA from Diplodia corticola, 1341 nucleotides. RefSeq names its product serine-rich repeat adhesion protein. The record is from RefSeq and is a predicted model, not a curated record. The coding region runs from base 1 to 1341 and encodes 446 amino acids. The transcript has a single exon. NCBI's taxonomy places the organism in Eukaryota, Fungi, Ascomycota, Dothideomycetes, Botryosphaeriales, Botryosphaeriaceae.
AUGCCGUCUUUCUCCAAGCACCGCGCAGCCGACUCGCCUGAAUCUCCUCCCGUUCUUCCACCCAUCGAGUUUCCAGCUCCUCUGAUUUCGCACAACUACGCCCUUGUGUUCGGAGGGGACUCUGCUCUCGAAUUAGAGCGUGAGCGCUACGUAGUUCCGGACGCUGUCCAGCACCCGAACUCCACAGACGUCCCGCAGGCAGUCCCAAUCGUGAGCGAAGAAGCCAUUCGGAGCCCAAGUUCCACAGACAGCUCGGAGGCAGCUCCAACCGUGGGCGAGAUUACCGAGCGCUCAAACUCCAUAACAGUCCCGCAGGUAGUCUCGAUCGUGAGCGAUGAAGCCGUCCAGAACCCACGCUCCACAUACAGCUCCGAGGCAGCUCCAACCGUGGGCCAGAUUACCGGACGCUCAAACUCCAUAAUAGUCCCGCAGGCAGUCCCAAUCGUGAGCGAUGGAGCCAUUCAGAACCCAGGUUCCACGGACGUCCCGGAGGCCGUGGGCCAGAUUAACAAGCGCUCAAACUCCAUAACAGCCCCGCGGGUAGUCUCAAUCGUGAGCGAUGAAGCCAUUCAGAACCCAGGUUCCACGGACGUCCCGGAGGCCGUAGGCGAGAUUAGCAAGCGCUCAACCUCCAUGGUAGUCCCGCAGGUAGUCUUAGUCGUGAGCGACGAGGCCGUCCAGAACUCAGGUUCCACAAACGUCCCGGAGGCUGCUCCAACUAUUGACGAGACUAUCGACAAGUCAGAUUCUACAGUCGUCUUAGAGGCAGCUCCGGCCGUGGGCGAGACUAUCGAGAAGUCAGGUUCUACAAACGUCCCGCAGGCAGUCUUAAUCGUGGACGACAAGACUAUCCAGGGCUCGAGUUACACAGACAUGCCGAAGGCAGACCCAACCAUGAGCGUUGAGACUAUCGAGAGCUCAAAUCACACAGACGUUCCGCAGACAGCUUUAAUAAUGAGCGACGAAGCUGUCCCGAUCUCAGGCCCGGCAGACGUCGUGAAGGCGGCUCCAAUGGCGGACGACGAGACUAUUGGGAACCCAAGUUCCACAGACAUCGCAACGAUGGACAGCGAGAUUGAUCAGAAAUUCAAGGAAAUCGAGACAGUUCUCACAGGCUUGGAAGCAGCCAUGAAAAAGAGGUUGACGACGUCUCCGACUCUUCAGGCAAAUGAGGUCCCAGUACCGACGGCGGGUGCUUCUCUUCACGACGACAAAAAGGUGCGGUUUAAGGAGAAUGGCGAAAUGAAGCGCACCGGCGUUCGAGACCUCUGGCGUCGUGUUAUUUCGAAGGUUAAGAAGAUGCUUUCGAAGAGAAAGGCCGAGAAGGUGAACAAGGUUUAG